GAUAAGUCAUCUAUCGUGGUGUACAUAGGGACGAACAUAUGCUUACAUUGAGGAUAAUGUAGGUUGAAGUAUGCCCGUCAGAGUGUGUUUCAUGUUGCAAUUUGACACCCCGCUGGUCUUUUAGUACCUCGCGUCCCUCAAACAGCUCUCUCCCUUGUCUACAACUAUACCUAGCAUGGCUGAGGUCUCAAUCUUGCAGUUAGCGCUCAUUAUAGGACUAAUGUCUGCCUUGAUGCUCUCUGGGAUAUGCUGGUGCUUCUGCUGCGGUACUUGCGUCGGCAGAGACAUGUUACGAAUGAUCGGCGCGUCAAGAUUUAUUCCUCCUUCUCACCGUGACUAUCGCCACCAGGGAUAUCACAUGCCGCCGGACGACGAAUAUGAUGAAUACCAAGGGUCGGGGCAACAAUGGGAAAUGAAUCAAUAUCCAUUCAACAGUCAUCAACUUGAAGUUUGAGCUUUAUUGA
Umbelopsis ramanniana AG is the source of this 464-nucleotide messenger RNA. RefSeq lists its product as uncharacterized. The coding region runs from base 176 to 454 and encodes 92 amino acids. The transcript has 2 exons. NCBI's taxonomy places the organism in Eukaryota, Fungi, Mucoromycota, Umbelopsidomycetes, Umbelopsidales, Umbelopsidaceae. The record is from RefSeq and is a predicted model, not a curated record.